Tuber aestivum (summer truffle) is the source of this 4142-nucleotide messenger RNA. NCBI's taxonomy places the organism in Eukaryota, Fungi, Ascomycota, Pezizomycetes, Pezizales, Tuberaceae. The record is from the annotation of a GenBank genome assembly.
AUCAUCUUUGACACCGGAAGGUCCCCCAAUGGGUAAAUAAGCUUGCCCUUCCUCCGUGGUUGAUAGCAGGAGCUGCGCCUCAGAAGCAGUGCACACGAUGAUUUGCUAUUUGUGGGUACCCGGUUUCUUACCAUGGGAUACAGUGACUUUCCUGGGACAGAUGGGACCUUUGGGGUCGAGGCGUUUAGCACCGUUGGGGGUAAAAACAAACAAACAAAACGAAAAACAGCGAUUAAUCUUAGAAUCUGGUAGGAAUGCUUCUAGGAAGGGAAAGGAGCACUUGCAAUUCGAACCCCCUGUUCUUCCCGUCGCUGACCCAGAGUGGGGUACUGUAAAUUACAAGCACUCGCACCGGUACUGUACAACUGAGUUUAAGUUCGUUGAGUUAUUUUUUUCUUGGGAUCGCGAUUAGAAAGCUGCAUUCCUUCAAAAGUGAUAUCGGAUCUGAGAACUGCUCGAGUACUUCGCUUAAUCAGGAACUUCGGGCGUCAGGAGCGGAUCGGGGAUAGAGAGGCGUUACUGGAGGAGCCAUGCCUCAUCAGGUAAACAUGUUUCGUCUCUGAAUGCGAAAAAUUGGCCCGACGGAGAUGGUGGAUGAUAAGGGUUUUUACGGUGUCGAGUUGCUCAUUAACUCAGCUAUAAGUUAGGUGCUAAUUAGACUACCGUAUCGUCUUCAGGAGUUGUCACUCUUGCAUGGCAAAAGCUCUGCAACAGGUGAGCUUAUGUCCGAUAUGUGUACGAGUACAGUACAGUACGCUUGUCAAAAAUCCCGAUCUGAUCAUCUGAUAUUCCGCCCAACCUGAUCUCUCCCUCGCAUCCCAACAUCUACCUCCAGACAAGGAUCUUGGCCGGCCGGGCGGAAGGGAGGGGAGGGAGAAGAACAAAACAGACUCGACAAAUGUCUGUGACUUGGUCAGAAUAAUAAGAGAGCUUCCUGAAAGAUCCAAAUUUACCCAAGGGGACCGAGGUCUCGAGGGGGCGAUGCUGGUUACUCGAGAAUUCCUGUGCUGCGAUGCAUCUGCAAUUUCUGUUCGGUUAAGUCGGCCCGCCACUUGGCAGGGAAAACAAGCUUCAGCGGAGGCUUUUACCGGAUGAACUUAGCUCCCCGUAUGCGCGUAUUAAAGCUCCUGCAGUGGAGACUGGGACCUGUACGGUACGAGUACUCGUGCUGUGCUCCUACUCGAGUACCUGUAGGGAAAACGCGCAUCUCUCCCCUCACCACACCAUUCCGCCAUCACUCGUGGCACAGGAUUGCCCCGCUUCUCCGCAACUCCCCGUGCUGGAGUUGGGAUGGAGAGUACGAGUACCGGUAAAGAUCUUCCUCUUCUGCCCUUCGGUUUGCUCUCCGGAUGCUAUUUGUUGGCGUCUUGUCAGCUUAUCGACCUUCCCGUCGAGUUUGGAGCGCGGUUUAUCUCAUUCAACAUCAUACCCCCACAACAGGCGGCUGCACCGUCAUUUCUGUACCGGUACUACUCGUACCUCGGACUGAUAAUCCUUUCCCCGAUUCUGCGGGGGAAGGGCCGGUACCUUCGUCAUUGUUAGGAACCGGUAUCGUGGAUGAGUAAAUUAUGAAAAGGGUAGUACAUGCAAACGAAUACGUCACCCGAUACGGGGCCCGCUGUGUUGCUAGGAGCAGAAUGGCUUUCCUCAAGCAUCGAGAGCACUGUGCUCGAGCACGGUGGACUGUGGAAACUUACCCCGCAUCGGCCUUGUAGCGGAUUGAUGUGGUGACAUUUGGAAGGAGGGGGGGCCCGCUAUCACCCCGGUUCCCCCGGAUAUUGAACCCUCCGCUGAAGGGUCGAGAUGCCCCCCAGUGUUGGCCGGGUCAGGGCCCCACAGAUCAGAGAACGCCUGGGGAAGGAAAUCACAUAAAUCCGGACUCUCCCCGGUGUUCCCUUCCACACCUACGCUUCCUGAUCUGUCCCUCGGCCAACCAGUCAAAGGAUAGAAGCCAUGCCCCGACCGAGUGCAGGACAGUAUGCGGCCACCCGCAUCAGUACUCUCAAACCACCGGGGAACAUACCUCCCAACCCGAUUACUGUCCUUCGCCAGUUGAACCGGAGACAGUGGCAGUUUUUCCUGGUUGCUUUUGCAGGGUGGACAUGGUAUAUCACCCCUGCGGUUCGUUGAAAUAUGAAAAUAAUUGAUGUAUCAGGGACGCGUUCGACUUUUUCACAGUAUCUUUGACCAUCACGCCACUCGCGAAAGCGUUCGACAGGUCCAAGGCCGACAUCACAUGGGGUAUAACUUUGGUAUUGAUGUUGCGAAGUGUCGGCGCCAUAUCCUUCGGUAUUGCUGCCGACAAGUGGGGAAGGAAAUGGCCUUUUAUAAUUAAUAACGUUUUGUUUAUCGUUCUAGAAAUGGCAACCGGUUUCUGCAAUACGUUGGUCGCCCGGCCCCCCGUUUGGUGGCUUGAGCUAACGGUUUCUAAGCUACGAGCAGUUUCUGGGAGUUCGUGCCCUAUUCGGCAUUGCCAUGGGUGGAUUGUAUGGUAAUUGCGCUGCAACUGCUCUUGAGGAUGCACCCAGCGAAGCUCGUGGCAUACUAUCGGGUAUGUUACAACAGGGUUAUUCUUUUGGCUAUCUUCUCGCCACAGUCUUCUCUCGUGCGUUUGUCGACACAACGCCUCAUGGGUGGAGGCCCUUGUUCUGGUUUGGGGCAGGCCCUCCAGUCCUGAUUAUUGCUUUCCGGUUAUUUCUCCCGGAGACAAACAGCUUUCUUGAACGACAGGCCAUGAGGAGAGAACGCUACGAAGGCGUAGAUAGUAUCCAAAGGGUUGUCUGGAAAGAGGCGAAGGUAGGGUUCAAGAAGCAUUGGCUCCUUUUGAGCUAUCUUGUCCUAAUGAUGGCUGGCUUCAACUUUAUGGUAUCCGAUUCUUCUCGCCUCUGAUUGAGACCAAGGCUUACAUGACUCAGUCCCAUGGCUCCCAAGACCUUUACCCAACAAUGUUGGAAAACCAGCUUGAAUUCUCAAAAAACAAGAUCACCGUUACUCAAGUUGUCGCGAACCUCGGGGCAAUGCUGGGCGGAACCACAGUUGGUUACCUCUCGCAAAUGUUUGGUCGAAGGUUGAGCAUAAUCGUCGUUUGCAUCGCCGGUGGUGCCCUCAUAUACCCAUACUGCUUCAUUCGGAAUAAUGGGGUAAUCGCCGCAGCAUUCUGGGAGCAAUUUUUCGUGCAGGGGGUAAGCACCGCCCUGGUUUCUUUCCGAGGGGUGGGACUAAUUUUUGCAGGCAUGGGGCGUCGUCCCAAUCCAUCUCGUCGAACUCUCACCCUCAGGAGCACGCACUACUAUCGUCGGAACAGCCUACCAACUUGGAAACCUUGCCUCCUCUGCAUCAUCCACCAUCGAGGCCACUAUCGGUGAGAGAUUCCCCCUUCCAGACGGAGAAGGAGGUGUCCUGCGCUACGAUUACGGAAAGGUCAUGGCGAUCUUCAUGGGAUGUGUGUUUGCAUAUGUCAUCAUUCUGGUACUUGUUGGACCGGAGAAGUUGGGGAGGGAUAUGAGUGAGAGCGCUGCUGGAGGGGAACUGGGUGAGGAUUGGAGCGAUAAGGAGAAGACAGCCGAGGCUUUGGAGAGGGUUUAGGGGGGUCAUGAGGUGUGAGACGUUUACGAAUUUUCCUGACGAUUUUCUUUCAUCGGAUUCUGGGCAACGGAAGAGAGAGUGCGGGGAUGGCGAAGAAGUGAGGGGGGAAGGCAUUCAUGUUUGUAAAUAUUAAGGGGGCGCUAUCCUUGAUUUUGAACCAUCUGUCUGAAGGAGUUCCUCGAGGAAAUCGAUAAUAGGAGUUAGCAUUGAACGGGUGUAUGACCAUUUCGCCCCACGAAAAACGGUGGAGUAAGAUCUUGGCGCUGAUUGACUAGCACCUUAUUCUGCCGGCGGUAAUGGAUGCUUAAAUUGUCGCAAACAAGGGUUUAGGCCUUUGGCAAUUGAACCCACAGGGGAAAAGAGUACUUGCCUUGCGAUUCCUCCCUCGUUUUGGGAUAUCUGGUGCAUGAUUGGAGGAUUAUCGGCUUCCUUCUCUUUGAAAUGUUGCUUGUAGAGAAUUUCCCUUGUUGGGUUUGUUUCAGGAAAAAAAUAAAUCUGUGCUCAUGCGGGAUCUGCUGGGCAAUGGGUCAGGCACACAGUACUGGUUCGGCGGGUUA